Molecule: messenger RNA, 489 nt
Organism: Vicia faba (fava bean)
Lineage: Eukaryota; Viridiplantae; Streptophyta; Magnoliopsida; Fabales; Fabaceae
Source: the annotation of a GenBank genome assembly
AUGGAGAGAUUGAGAUUUACUUCUGUUCUCUGCUUAAUGAUUCUGACAGUGGAAAUUGUUGUUAGUUUUAAAGGUGAUGAGAUGAAAAAUGUUACUGUUCAAAGUCAACGACAUGGUAAUGUUACCUUAGAAACUUUGUCUCAUUAUAAGGAGAAUAAGGAGUUCGAAAUAAGAGGAAAACUCAACAAUCAAGUUGUGUUCAACGCAAGCAAAGGUGGUUUGUAUAAAAGAGGAGGCAGAGGAGGUGGGGGUGGUUGGUGGAAAUGGGGGUGUAGAAAUGAACCAAGAUCACAUGUUAUGAGAGGCAUGAAGCAUCAUCAUCAUCAUCAUGAUGCAUCCAAUGAAGAAUAUAGGUUAGGGGAGUUUGCAGAAUGCAUAACAAGAACAAGGUGCAAAGGUAUGAGGUUAGAUUGUCCUCUUCAUUGUGGUGGACCUUGUUUCUAUGACUGCUACCAUAUGUGCAAGGCUCAUUGUCGCCGCCGACCAUGA